Messenger RNA from Triticum aestivum (bread wheat), 1803 nucleotides. Its product is annotated as rust resistance kinase Lr10-like. Gene Ontology annotation, biological process: protein phosphorylation. Gene Ontology annotation, molecular function: ATP binding; protein kinase activity; polysaccharide binding. The coding region runs from base 1 to 1650 and encodes 549 amino acids. The transcript has 3 exons. NCBI's taxonomy places the organism in Eukaryota, Viridiplantae, Streptophyta, Magnoliopsida, Poales, Poaceae. The record is from RefSeq and is a predicted model, not a curated record.
AUGAGUAAAUUUCUUGUAAAAGCUCUCCUGCUGCUGUCUCUUGUCAGCUAUGGAACCAACUUGGCCACAUCAUGGAGUGAUAAAGAUUUCUUCAGAUACUGCCUGCCAUCGCGGUGCAGCAAAGAUGGGCCUGAGGUCAGGUUCCCGCUCCGGCUUGAACCCAGCAGUUUACCUUCAUCAUGUGGCACAACAUACAUUGAGCUAGCAUGCCGUGGUCAUGAAACCAUCCUUGUUCACCCGGUUUUUGGUCCAUGCAAAGUGACAGCCAUAGAUUAUAGACGUGCUUCCAUGAAUAUCUUGCCGCUUGUAUACUCGUCUCCUUGUCCACUUGGGGAGAUCUUCUCCAAAAGCAUACAAUUACCAGUUUCUGCCAGUGCAGACUACCUGGAAGAAUAUACAGAACAUGCAACCCUGGUAUGCUGCUCCAGAGUGUUCACACCACGCAUAUGGGCUGUCGGUAGCAUUGCUGGGCCAAUCCCCUGCCUUAGCAAUUCAACCCACCUCUCGUAUUUGGUGGAUGCUUACGUGUCCAUGUCUGUGCUUCCAUUGGAAUGCAAGGUCGUCUCAGAUGACAGCAUUCAGAUACCCAUACCCGCAGAUGGAUAUGGAACAGUAGACCAGUUAACAUUCAAGGUACAUGCAGACAGGAUCAUCAAUUUUGCUGACAUGACGCUGAGUUGGCUUCUUCACGAGAAUUGCCAAACAUGUGAACACCAUGGGUGGCACUGUGGAUUCAGCUCACAAAGGAACGAAGCGUUCUGCGAGGAUAACCCUGACGAAAUCCCAUUAUCUUCUUUGCUAUUUGCAGGCUCAAGUAUCAAAGUUGUUGCAGCUACAUCAUCGGCGAUUACGUUUGUUAUACUUUUGUUGAUGGCAGUCACUGUAGUUUAUCCUUCACUAAAGACAAGAUACAAUGAAGAGGUGCAUCUGAAGGUUGAAAUGUUUCUCAGGACAUAUGGCACAUCGAAACCCACAAGGUACACUUUCCCUGAAGUUAAGAAGAUAGCUAAGCGGUUCAAGGAUAAACUAGGCCAGGGUGGAUUUGGAAGUGUAUACAAAGGCGAGCUACGAAAUGGAGUUCCCGUGGCAGUCAAAAUGCUAGAGAGCUCUACAGAAGAGGGAGAGGAAUUUAUCAAUGAAGUUGCAACCAUUGGACUAAUCCACCAUACAAAUAUCGUCCGCCUCCUGGGAUUUUGCUCUGAAGGAACGAGACGGGCUCUUAUCUACGAAUUCAUGCCUAACGAGUCACUGGAGAAAUACAUAUUCUCACACGUUUCUAAUAUCUCUCGGCAACUCUUAGUACCAGACAAAAUGCUAGAUAUUGCUUUAGGCAUUGCUCGAGGAAUGGAAUACCUGCAUCAAGGCUGCAACCAGCGCAUUCUCCACUUUGACAUCAAGCCACACAACAUCUUGCUGGACUACAACUUCAAGCCGAAGAUCUCGAACUUUGGCCUUGCAAAGUUGUGUGCAAGGGACCAAAGCAUCAUUACCUUAACUGCAGCAAGAGGCAUAAUGGGAUACAUCGCACCCGAGCUAUACUCUCGGAACUUUGGAGGGGUGUCGUACAAGUCAGAUGUGUACAGUUUCGGCAUGCUGGUGUUGGAAAUGGUGAGCGGAAGGAGGAACUCAGACCCAAGUGUGGAGAACUAGCACGAGGUAUACCUCCCAGAGUGGAUCUAUGGGAGAGUAAUCACUGGGCAGGAAUUGGGGCUUACUUUGGAAAUGACAGAAGAAGACAAAGAAAAGAUGAGAAAGAUGACUACUGUGGCACUGUGGUGCAUCCAAUGGAACCCAAAUAAUCGG